AUGAAGACCACCACCGCUCUUUUGGCCCUUGCCGCCGCGGCACAGGGUUCACCCUUGUUCUCGAAGCGGAACGAUAUCUUCGACGACAAGGAAAAUUUCUGCGGGUGGGACUUAAGGAGCGUCGAGGGAGUCGAAAAGCUUUGGAAAGAAACAGCUGCCGGUGUCUCCCUUGAGCUAUUCAUCAAAGGCCACUGGGAGCACGAGAAUAGCUGGCUCAAGAAUCUUGAGGAUCAGGUCAUGGGGGGCCUUGACGGCAGGUCUGGUGCUAGCGGCUGUGCCCUCAUCGGAGCCAGCUGUAACCCCAUGAACGGUAUCAGUUGUGAAGAGCAGUUUGACAAGUAUGGCAAGACAUUUAUCGGCAAGAACUCGUACUGGACGUUCCAGGCUGUCAAGGGCAUGCAUGACAAAUUCGCCGAGCUGCACCGACAGUUGACCACUGAGACUCUCAUCAAUGGUCUCAAGAUUGGGCAGAUGCUCAAGGACUUUGGUGGAAACGAGAACGGAGGAGGUAAUAUGAGGGGCUGGCUUUCAGCAGCCGCGACCAUGGGUAAUGCCCUUGGAGGCCUUGCUCCUGGAGUGGGCAAUGGUAUUUCUGCUGGCAUGGGAAUCUUGGCAGGUAUCAUGUCCGGCCUCUCCUUGGGCGAAGAUGAGGAUGACGGCGCUGCUACCAUAUCAGACGGCCUUGCCGACCUCUUCAAGUCUGCCUCCGUCAAGCUCGAGGAUACCCUCCGAAUUGCUACUGGAGGCGGUAGAAACGAGGCAGAGUACAACUCUCUCCCCGCUCCCGUGUGGGAUACAUUCGAGACCAAGAUCGCCAAGUUCUUUAAUGGCGGCUGGUUCCUCCUCGACAACGACAUCGAGCUUGUGCGCGAUACCCUGUACUCUAUCACCAACAACACCCAGAUGAAGGUCGCCAACGAUGUUAUGAAGGCCUCCAAGCUUCAUCUUGUUGCCGACAAGCUUGGCAAAAAGAACUCUCGUGAGGAUUGCGGUGAUACCACCGGUCGACACUGGCUACCGCUCCGUGAUGGCGAGGAGUACUGCUGGUACAUCAUGCGAAACGACCCCGACCCCAAUGGCGUUGGAGAGUGGACCGAAGUUGGUGAAGAUAUCUACAAGAAGAUGGCAGACUUCGGUCUGGGUGAUCGCGAGACCUACUACAAGGCUCUGAUCGACUGCGCGCUGAACAAGGGCGACAGCGACGAUGUUGACACUAGCAACCUUGUUCAGGGAGAGAUUCCUCGAUGCUUCUUCAACUUGAAUACUGUGUUUGUUGAACGUGAUAGUUCACGUGGCUGCGGAGGCCUCGACGACGUCAAGGGCUGCGACUACCGCAAGGGUACUCCUCUCAAAUGA
Fusarium musae is the source of this 1356-nucleotide messenger RNA. RefSeq lists its product as uncharacterized. The record is from RefSeq and is a predicted model, not a curated record. NCBI's taxonomy places the organism in Eukaryota, Fungi, Ascomycota, Sordariomycetes, Hypocreales, Nectriaceae. Bases 1 to 1356 code for a protein of 451 amino acids. The transcript has 3 exons.